Callithrix jacchus (white-tufted-ear marmoset) is the source of this 2197-nucleotide messenger RNA. Lineage: Eukaryota; Metazoa; Chordata; Mammalia; Primates; Cebidae. The record is from RefSeq and is a predicted model, not a curated record.
AUGUGCAAUAGAAGCAGGGGCUGUGCCCUCUGCCAGAUCCACUGGGAACUGCCUGGGCCACCCGUGCGCCUGUCCUGCCUCCUGCAGUCCCUGCUCCCUGACUCUUCAGGGACCAGGCAGGGCGGGGAAGGGGGACAGACGGGAAAGGGUCUGAAUGCUCUGGCAAUGGGAUGUUUGCCACCUCCUGUGGGGGAGAUGGGCUUUGAGGCCGAGGGCAGCAUUAGGAAUGGGCUGCAGCACUGGGUACAUUUCUAUCACCUACCCUUGACUAACCCUUGUACUUGGAAGUUCAUUCAGAGAACUCACCAGCUCGGGGGCCGCCCGCACAUGCUCAGUUUGCAGAGUCAGAGACUUGGGGGGCGUGGUGGGGACCCUCCUGGCUGGGAUAGCACACACAGAGGCCAAUCAGAAGACUGUGCCAACAUUGAGGGGGGAAAAAAAAAGAGCCCAUCUUGGAAUCAGACCCAUCUUUGCUCAAAGCGACAAGAACACGCCCCUCCUGUUCCUGGCGCUACCUCCCCCCGGCCGCGCGGUGGCGCUGCGUCCCCGCAGCGGCCCGGGCCUCUCUGGGGCGCUCGGGCGCGCAGGCCCCUUGAGACGCCAAGGGCUGCGGCCACGCGUGGAGAGGCUGCGGCUCUCCCACCGGUCACCCUGGCCCUUCUCUGCUUGGACGGUGUCUUCCUCUCCUCAGCCGAAAAUGACUUCGUCCACCGGAUCCAGGAGGAGCUGGACCGCUUUCUGCUGCAGAAAGAGCUGUCAAAGGUUCUUCUUUUCCCUCCACUCUCCAGUCGCCUCCGGUACCUGAUCCAUAGAACAGCAGAGAAUUUUGAUCUCUUGAGCAGCUUCUCCGUUGGGGAGGGCUGGAAGAGGAGGACAGUCAUCUGUCACCAAGACAUCAGGGUACCCAGUUCAGAUGGCCUCUCUGGCCCCUGCCACCCUCCUGCCUCCUACCCCAGCAAGUACCACGGUCCUCGGCCCACCUCCAACCAAGGAGCAGCCGCAGGGCCCCGAGGUGCCCGGGCUGGCCGGUGGCAUCGUGGACGAAAGCCAGACCAGCCUUUGUAUGUGCCCCGGGUACUGCGCAGGCAGGAAGAAGGGGUGCUGACCUCUACCUCGGGGCUCCAGGGAGAGGCCCAAGCUGGCAGGGACCCAGAAGAGCCUGGAGAAGUUGGUGCUGGAGACCCCAUCUCUGAUCAGGGACUCCCUGUGCUGACGACUCAGGGAACAGAGGACCUAAAGGACGCAGGACAAAGGUGUGAGAAUGAACCACUGCCUGACUCUGUUGGCCCUGAGCCCCCGGAGCCUGAGAGUCAGUCAGGGAAGGGAGAUAGGGCGGAGACGGCCACACAACUUGGGUCCAGCCUGCAGCUGGACCUGGAAGAGGGGAAGGAGAGUCCACUGGAGAAGAGGCUGGUGGCAGAGGAGGACGAGGACGAAGAGGAGGUGGAAGAGGACGGCCCCAGCAGCUGCUCGGAGGACGAUUACAGUGAGCUGCUGCAGGAGGUGAUGAGGCUCUUGAGCACGGAAAGGGAGGGCGGAGGUGAGAUCAUAGACAACCUGACAAAGAAGGAGAUUCAGAUAGAGAAGAUCCACGUGGACACGUCCUUCUUCGUGGAGGAACAGCCUGGAGAGAAGGACCUGGCCCACGUGGUAGAGAUCUAUGACUUUGAACCAGCGCUCAAGACGGAGGACCUGCUGGCAACGUUUUCUGAGUUCCAAGAGAAGGGGUUGAGGAUUCAGUGGGUGGAUGACACUCACGCACUCGGCAUCUUUCCCUGCCUGGCCUCAGCUGCUGAAGCCCUGACCCGGGAGUUCUCGGUGCUCAAGAUCCGGCCUCUCACACAGGGAACCAAGCAGUCAAAGCUCAAAGCCUUACAGAGGCCAAAACUCCUGCAUCUGAUGAAGGAGAGGCCACAGACAAAUGUGACCGUGGCCCGGAGGCUGGUGGCCCGGGCCCUGGGACUCCAACACAAAAAGAAAGAGCGGCCUGCUGUCCAGGGUCCACUGCCGCCCUGAGGCCUGGAGACUCGGCUGGCCUGGAUCUGCACGCCGAUGUAGCUGGCACCCCGACACCACAUGCCUUCACAGAUGCCAGAGCAGCCCCACGCCACCCUCAGGCUUCAUCAUGAGGCAAGGUGGGCUUUAGUUCAGUUUAGUCCCAGAAAUGGAGAAAAAAUAAAAACUCACGUUGUUCUAA